Stylophora pistillata is the source of this 1095-nucleotide messenger RNA. RefSeq lists its product as uncharacterized. The record is from RefSeq and is a predicted model, not a curated record. Gene Ontology annotation, molecular function: DNA binding. Gene Ontology annotation, biological process: DNA integration; DNA recombination. Lineage: Eukaryota; Metazoa; Cnidaria; Anthozoa; Scleractinia; Pocilloporidae.
CGAUGGCUGAAAGGGCAAAUCUUCUCACUCAAAUGGAAAGCCUUUUUUAGGGAAGAGGGGCCGGUCUUACCGGCCACACAACCACUAUUCCUACAAACCACGGGAAACCGAGAAGAAAUCCAGCCAGUGAAAUGCUCUGAUAUCCCAACAAACAAGUAUCAUCCCAAAAGUGUUACAGAAAAUUCAAGCAGAGGAGACCACAGGACUGUUAGUUGUGCCGUGCUGGCCAACUCAGCCAUGGUGGCCAUUGGUGAUGAGACUGUUGGUUCAGGAACCCCUUGUGCUCCCCAAGAAGAAACACACCUUAUUUCUACCUCAACAGCCAGACUUGGUGCAUCCACUAUAUCAGAAGCUCACACUUCUGAUAUGCCACUUGUCAGGAAAUCACUUGAAGGCAGAGGGCUUUCGGAAUCAGCUACCUCACUCAUCCUACAGUCUUGGAGAAAGGGCACCAAACAACAAUAUAAACCAUUCAUCACUAAAUGGGAACAAUACUGUUGUCAAAGGAAGAUUAAUCCCUUUUCAGCAACUAUAGAACAUGGGAUUAAUUUCUUGGCAGAACUUUACCACACAGGGAUUGGAUACAGUGCCCUCAACACUGCACGGUGUGCUUUGUCUACUGUUUGUUUUACAUCAGAGCAUUACACUUUUGGACAGCAUCCCCUAGUCUGUCGUUUCCUCAAAGGAAUUUUUGAGUGCAGACCCUCUCUCCCAAGGUACCAAGAAACUUGGGAUGUCACGGUGGUAUUAGACUAUCUAGCUAAACUUGGGCCACCUGUGAAACUUAGUUUUAAGAACUUGACUUUGAAAGUGGUUAUGUUGAUGGCGUUGCUUUCGGGACAGCGUCGCCAGACUCUGCACACAUUAUCAAUUGAUUAUAUGCAAAUAAGUUCUGAAAAGGCUGUGUUUUCCAUUAACUCAUUGUUAAAAACUUCCAGACCAGGUAAACAUUUAGCUUGUAUUGAGUUUCAGGCCUAUGCACCAGAUGUAAGUCUUUGUAUUGUAAAGCAUCUUCAGCAAUAUCUGAAGCACACAGAUACUCUUCGAGGUAAUGUAAAGCAGCUUCUUAUUAGUUACUCUAAGCCUNAGAGGUAA